Molecule: messenger RNA, 2184 nt
Organism: Cladophialophora yegresii CBS 114405
Lineage: Eukaryota; Fungi; Ascomycota; Eurotiomycetes; Chaetothyriales; Herpotrichiellaceae
Product: IKS protein kinase
Exons: 2
Coding region: 1-2184 (727 amino acids)
Biological process (GO): protein phosphorylation
Molecular function (GO): ATP binding; protein kinase activity
Source: RefSeq, a predicted model, not a curated record
AUGGAGGACACCGACAUCCCGAGUCUCUCCAUCAUUCCGUACGACAAUAAUCGUGAGGUUGUCCUCCGCCACGCAGACACGAUCGUCUAUCGCGAUCCGCGAACAAACCAAUUGGUGCCGUUCCACCAAGAUGUAGAGCGCCGGCCCAGCGAUUGUCCAGCCUGUGGCCGACCUUGGCAUCCUCAGACGGGUUCUUCCUCACCGGAACCCGAGACGAGCUCAAUGGAAGAGCAACCUAGCUUCAUUACACAGGGCUACUUUGACAUGCUCGCACGGAGCCUGCCUGGCUCAAAUGAAACGUCAGCACCGCCCUCCCCGAGACGCCGCAUCGCUCAGCCAGUACGAUCACGUCUCCAUCCUUUGUCGGCUGCGACAUCAGGAACUCCGCCUCCCAAUGCUGAAUUCAUUGCAAGCGCUCCAGUGCCUCCUAGCCAGGCUCACGGCAUCUCCGAGACUGCUUUCUCGCCAAAUUAUUUCGAGAAGUUCUUCGUGGAAGAAAGGGAGCUCGGAAGGGGUGGUAAAGGAGUUGUGCUGCUGGUCAAACAUGUUUUAGACGGCGUUACGCUAGGACGUUUCGCUUGCAAACGCGUACCGAUCGGGGACGAUCAUGCUUGGUUGGAGAAGGUCCUGGUCGAGGUUCAGCUCUUGCAGACACUUUCACAUCAGAAUCUGGUCUCGUACCGGCAUGUCUGGCUGGAAGACUUCCAGAUCAGCAAAUUCGGGCCAAGCGUCCCUUGCGCAUUUAUUCUCCAGCAAUACUGCAACGGCGGAGACAUGCAGAAUUAUGUCCUCGGCUCAGCUCAGGCGUCAACGUCGACCCAGGAACUCAAGGAACGCAUCCGACGGAAGUCCAGAGGAGAGUCAGAGCUACCACGCCGGGCAAAUGAGCCCAAAAAGCUGCAUUUUGAUGAAAUCUACACAUUUUUCAGAGACAUCACCUCUGGUCUGAGGCACCUUCAUCACAAUGGCUUCAUCCACCGGGACUUGAAACCGAGCAAUUGCCUCCUACACACCGUUGGUGGUGAGACUAGAGUACUGGUUAGCGACUUCGGUGAAGUCCAAUACGAAUAUGCGACGCGGAAGUCCACUGGCGCCACAGGAACGAUAUCAUACUGUGCCCCGGAGGUGCUGCGUCGCAUCUCCCCCGGGGGCCCCUUUGAGAAUUUUACGUCCAAGUCAGAUAUCUUUUCAUUGGGCAUGAUCCUGCACUUCCUCUGCUUUGCAAAUCUCCCCUACAGCGCUGCCAAUGUCCUACACGAGGAACGUGAAGACAUUGAUGUGUUGAGACAGGAAAUUACUGCCUGGGAAGGCUUUGACGAUCAGCGCAAGCUACGCCCCGAGUUGCCGGCUGCACUGUAUGCCUUUCUCAAACGACUUUUGUCCCUAGAACCGGAUCAGAGACCUAGUGCCGAUGAUGUACUUCAAGUCGUAUCUUCCGGGAGGCUCGACGAUAUUCCUGCGGCGCGGCGCAGAAGCUCGAUGGAGCCCGAAGAGCUAACUCCCGGCCGGCGGAUUCAGAGAUUGGAUACGCCACGGAAAGGGAAUUCACCGCAAGGUCGACCAGGACAAGACGUCGGUCUCAGAUCGAAGCGGCAGAAAUUUAUGAUUCAAGAACGAAAACGCACCGGAACGACACCGGAUGACACCGGCGUUGCAAGCGACAGUGAAGGUGAUGCGGAGAAUUUGCCGCACAACGGCUCUCGGUCGAAAACGGGGGACCCUGGCAAACUCAAGCUCAACAGCUCAAUGAUCCUACGCGGCGGAAAGCGGAAUUCAAUAUCCCUUCCGACAUCACCUCUCCAGAAGUCUCCGGCGCAGUCACCGGUUCGACGUCAACUCCUGCUCGAACACAUACAAUCACAUGACCGGCCUCCUUCGUUUCCCUUGCGCGACCGCAUCCAUGCUGUCCUCGACAUGCCUAUAACUUCAAGUACCAGUCGAGUCGCCAUCCUGACUCUCAAACUUAUAAGUACCUUACAGCCAUGUCUAUCGCAAGGCAUGAACGCGUUGAUCAUCUACCCAGUCAUGGCCGUUGCAUUGCUUGAAUUCUCCGUACCAGAUCUCCGCGUGUGGAAGGCUGGAUUGGCUGCUCUGUUACAUAUGGUUGUGCUGACUGUUGCAUGGAGGACUCAUAGGCUGUGUCUGGGCCCAAGUGGUGGCUGGGUGCUUUACGAGGGGGAAUGA